UUUGCGGUGUUAAACGGUCACUUUUGCUUUUGCGAAAAUAAUCCACAAGAAACAGCGCUCCAAUUAUUACCGAAUUUAAGUGUUAUUAAAAGGCGUAGUUGUGAUAGAAAGCAGUAGCACAGCUAGUGCAGUUUUCCCCGCUCAGCGAUAGCCUAAAUGGUCACCAUGGAGAACAGCGACGAAAUCCUGCAAAUCCUCGAGCGCUUCACGCGCCUGAAGCAAAAGGAGAUCCCCAAGGAGCUGGAGGACUACAUACAGUACGUGGCCAAAACCGGCGAUACCAUCUUUAAGUGGUCCAGCCUGAAGUAUCUGUUUCGCGAAAAGCUGCUCAGCGUGAUUAAGAAUUUUAACGACGACUCGCCGCGUCUAGAGGAGAUCCCCAACUACCCAAAUGUGGAUCCCUUCAACUUCGAGACCAUGAAGUCUUCGCUCCUCGAGCGGCUCGAUCUCUUUAACGCAGCUCCGUUCACCGUACAGCGUUUGUGCGAACUGCUCAUUGACCCCCGAAAGCAGUAUUCGCGCAUCGACAAGUUCAUGCGUGCCCUAGAGAAGAACAUUUUGGUGGUUAGCACCAUUGAUCCGGGACGCAGGCGCACUGAAAGCGAGAACGGCGACUCACUGGACUCGGUGGUCAACGGCGAUCUCUCGUUGGAAGUCAACAUCGACAUUGAAAUGGAGAACGAAGCCCUAUUUAACAAUGGCAACGCCGAAGAGGGAACCACUCCCAGUUCGGGAUCGGCAGCCGGUGCCCAAAAGGCGAGCUGCCCGCGAUCGGACGAUCAUGUCAUGCCGAAAGCCAAGAAGGCCAAGCUUGAGAUCGACGGCGAUGAGCGCUCUGAGGCGACCGAUGAAGUGCCCGCUGAGCCGGAAGUGGCCGUCAAGGCCAAAAAAGACGAGGAAAAGAACGACAACGAUGAGACUGAUUCCCCACAAGAGGCUCCCGAGAUCGAGGAGCCCGACGAGGAGGUGGAUGCUGAGCCAGAGGCCAAGACCACCAAGCACGCCGUCAACGGCAGCAAGAAGCAGAGCGAGCAGGAGGAGAGUUCUCCAACCUCUGCGGAUGAGGAGGCCGAGGAGCCACCACUGAGUAAAUCCCCAGAAGCUGAGAAGGAACCAGCUGCCAAGAAGGAAGGGGAGGAAGACAAAAAGGAGGAGGCCGAGCGGCCGGAGCCGGAGACCGUCAAAGAGCAGGAGGCCGAGAAGACCGAUAAGUCUGGCAAAAAGGACGAACAACCGGAGGAAAAGCCGGCUGAAGACAAGGCCACGCUUCCAACCGAAGAUGAAAAGGAAAAGCCGGCCAAGGUCAAGCCAGAAAAGGAGACGGAUGUGGAUAAACCAGCUCCGGUUGCAGCGGAAAAGGAAAACGAAAAGGAAACUGCUGAGACAGAGACUAACUCUGCACCAGCAGCAGAGGAGUCCGCUGAAAAGGAAACAGCUCCCGCCGAAUCGAUACCGAAGACCAAGUCUGAGGCCAAGGAAGAGGCCAAGCCCGAGACCAAGGAGAGCCAACACGAAAAGACUGAAAAAGAGCCGGCAGAAAAGCCGCAGCCGGAAAAAAAGGAAGAGGAUGUCGAGCCGGCAGCAGAGACAAAAGCCGAUAAGAAAAAGCACGACGAAGAUUCAGCUGUCUCUGAAGCAGCCAAGGAACCGGUCGAAGACUCGCAGGAUGGGGAAGCUUCCAGCCCUUCUGUUGAAGAACGUGCCGCCGCCGGCACACCGCAAUCUCCAUUGGGCGCCGCUGAUUCGGCUGCCGAGACGCCGCCUGCCGAGAACACAGAAGACUCGCAGGCAUCGCCAUUGGCAGCGGUAACUCCGCCGUCUCUGGCUCUCAACGACCAGCCGAUGGAGGACACCCCGGCCGAGGAGGAGGCCCGCGUUUCACCGUCAGCCGCCGUUGAGGAGGUGGUCAUGGCCGAAAGCGGUCAAACCGCCGAAAUGGCCACCGAAGAGGCUGCCAAGGAUGAACCGGCCGCCAUGGAGGUCGAUGACACCAGCCAAGAGGUGAUGGACCAGUAGGCCGUGCCCAUUCAAGCGGCGAAAACAACUACAUUCAACUACUACUCAAUAUAAUUAGAAUUGUAAGACAAGCGCCGCAUUCCCCAUAAUGCAGAUGUAAUCCUGCUCCGCGCGGCCUCUAGGGAAGAAUUACGGAUCCAUGCGAUCCUGGAGAAAGAAGCGCGGUAGCAGCUCCGUUUUUGUAGCCGUAAGUCGCAGGCCAGACAAGCUAAAGUACUAGAUCAGGGGUGUCCAUGCUUAUUGCCCAUCGAGCUCUUAUGCUUAUUAUACCCUUGCCGAGAUCAUUAUUAUUUCAGUCAUAAGUUUACAGUGCAGUAAAGGAGUCAACUCCGAACCCAUAAAGAUACGUACAUAUAAUCGAUAGGAACAAUCGGAAAAAUUAAGGACAAUUAAUAGAAAAAUCGUCAUAACUUCGAUGCUGUAAAACAUUUAUGCAUUUACCUUGUCAUUUAAAAAUUAGUUACGAUAAAAGUUAUAUAGCUGCCAUAGAAGAAAUUUAAAAAUUAAUGGAAACUUUAACUUAAAUAGUUUCAUAAGAGUACACUCUUUUGCUGGCGUAGUAAGCAUCGGACUAACAAAUUUUGAAAAUUCAUUAUAGACUGAAGUUUUAACUGCAAGGGUAUAUAAGCUUACUUUCUUCUUGUAAUUGCUCUUGCUAAUAGGAAAGCGUCUUUAUGCACAGUUACAAAGUUACAAAACAUUUUUAGUUUUACCUUUUUUGUCAAUGCGCCAUUUGGAGUUCUACAAAAUUCCAAAUCAAUUUUGUAGUCGCAUUGAUGGCAGACAUCCACUUUAAAAAUUUGGUUAGAGCUUUCAUAAAAAUUAUCAUUCUCUGCAAGUCGUUUGACUAGUGAACAUUAUGUAUCGUUCAAUGCAAAAUUGUGUUGUAAAAUAAUUUUAAGAUUAAAGCAAUUUUUUUAUCCUAUAAUAGAGUAUAAAGUGUGACAUGCAGAACGGCAUUCUAAAAUCUUAUAUUAUUUAAUUUUUUGUAUUUUUUAUUAUCAAACGUUACCAAUUUUUCCUGUGCAGAAAAAAGAAAAGGAAAACUGUUUUGUUACCUGUGCGUGCUAAUGUUCUCCUUUUGUACUAUUUAUGUUGUGCUCGUUUUAAAGCAUCGUUUGGACGCCCCUAUGCUAAAAUCUGUUAAAAGUUUCCUGUUUUUUUUUUUUUAAUCUGUGACCCGUCCCUCUGUCUCUGUGUCUCUGUGUCCACCCUCUAGUUUUGUAUUUAUACUUUAUAGACAAAUCCCUUAUAAAGGACCAGUCCAAGGGUCCCAGCCCGCCUCUGUGUACCAUUUUUUUUAAAUAAACUAGUAGUAGAUGCUGUCCCUGGUGCGAACUUUGGCCAGAUUUGAGCGAAUAAACACAAUAAACACUAUCCAUACAAA
Molecule: messenger RNA, 3403 nt
Organism: Drosophila ficusphila
Lineage: Eukaryota; Metazoa; Arthropoda; Insecta; Diptera; Drosophilidae
Gene: PPP4R2r
Product: serine/threonine-protein phosphatase 4 regulatory subunit 2
Exons: 4
Coding region: 157-2016 (619 amino acids)
Biological process (GO): protein dephosphorylation
Cellular component (GO): nucleus; protein phosphatase 4 complex; cytoplasm
Molecular function (GO): protein phosphatase regulator activity
Source: RefSeq, a predicted model, not a curated record